CUUAUCGUGACCCCACCCAUAGCUGCUUCCUUUUCAAAUCGCGCAGCUCCUCCGCUCUCCGACAGACCACACAACCAACUUGUUCGGGCGGCCUUCUUACUCAACACAUUCCAUCCAUAUCCCAAUUGCAGCUACAAGUACUCCAACAAUGGUGCUCAAACUGCUCACACUCCUCGCCAUCGGUGUCACCGCUGUCGCAGCUACCCUAGCACCUCUCCACCCGCGCGACACCGCAGACGGCAAUACUUGCACGUUCCACGCUAGCAUUGUCGAAACCUGCGCCUCCACUACGCCGGUCACGUACGCCAAUAUCCCUAGCAUCCGUAAGUCUUCACAGCUCCUUGAAGCCAUCCAGAUCCAUCUUUACAAAGCCCCAGUCCCUCGCGCCCUCUCCAGACCAAGCGACUAACUUCAAUCUCCCUCCAGACACUCCCUCCGGCGCCAACCUCCCCGGCACUUCUUACCUCCUCAUCGCCUAUCCCAACCACGCCACCGUCAAGCUC
Messenger RNA from Trematosphaeria pertusa, 503 nucleotides. RefSeq lists its product as uncharacterized. Lineage: Eukaryota; Fungi; Ascomycota; Dothideomycetes; Pleosporales; Trematosphaeriaceae. The record is from RefSeq and is a predicted model, not a curated record. Bases 149 to 409 code for a protein of 86 amino acids. The transcript has a single exon.